Messenger RNA from Globicephala melas (long-finned pilot whale), 2346 nucleotides. RefSeq names its product syntaxin 7 (gene STX7). Gene Ontology annotation, cellular component: SNARE complex; endomembrane system; synaptic vesicle. Gene Ontology annotation, biological process: vesicle fusion; intracellular protein transport; vesicle-mediated transport. The record is from RefSeq and is a predicted model, not a curated record. NCBI's taxonomy places the organism in Eukaryota, Metazoa, Chordata, Mammalia, Artiodactyla, Delphinidae. Gene Ontology annotation, molecular function: SNAP receptor activity; SNARE binding.
CUCCACCCAUCAGCUGAGGCUCGUUGCUGGCGGCUCUGGGGCCCUUGGGUGGCCGGGGCCAAAGAAGGAGAAGGAAGCCGAGGACGUCGGGCACGUGAUGAGACUUUGCUGGGGAAGCGGAGCAGGUCACAUGGAGAUCAUGGGAAGCGCCCUGCAGGGAGAGGAAAUGGCACCAAGCAGUGGUCCAAGGCAGCGAUAAGCCUGGGACAUCCUGGAUCUGAAAGAAGGCCCUGGAGUUCACUGUCUUAGAAAUGGUGACUGCUUAGAAAACUGCACAGCCCACAAACAGCUGAUGAAAUUAGCGAACAAGCAAAUCAACUAUGUCUUACACUCCAGGAAUUGGUGGUGACCCUGCCCAGCUGGCCCAGCUUAUCUCUUCCAACAUCCAGAAGAUCACACAAUGUUCUGCAGAAAUACAGAGGACUCUGAAUCAACUUGGAACACCUCAAGAUUCACCUGAAUUGAGGCAGCAGCUGCAACAGAAGCAGCAAUAUACGAACCAACUUGCCAAAGAAACAGAUAAGUACAUUAAAGAGUUUGGAUCUCUGCCCACCACCCCCAGUGACCAGCGUCAAAGGAAAAUACAGAAGGAUCGCUUAGUGGCGGAAUUCACCACAUCACUGACAAACUUUCAGAAGGCGCAGAGACAGGCUGCUGAGAGAGAGAAAGAGUUUGUCGCUCGAGUAAGAGCCAGUUCCAGAGUGUCUGGUGGUUUUCCUGAGGAGAGCUCAAAAGAAAGGAAUCUUGUGUCCUGGGAAAGCCAAACUCAGCCUCAGGUGCAAGUGCAGGAUGAAGAAAUUACAGAGGAUGACCUCCGCCUUAUUCAGGAGAGAGAGUCUUCUAUUAGGCAACUCGAAGCUGAUAUUAUGGAUAUUAAUGAAAUAUUUAAAGAUUUGGGAAUGAUGAUUCAUGAGCAAGGAGAUGUAAUAGAUAGCAUAGAAGCCAAUGUGGAAAAUGCUGAGGUGCACGUCCAGCAAGCAAACCAGCAGCUGUCAAGGGCGGCAGACUAUCAGCGCAAAUCCAGGAAAACCCUGUGUAUCAUCAUUUUUAUCCUUGUUAUCGGAGUCGUAAUUAUCGGUCUCAUCAUAUGGGGAGUGAAAGGCUAAGAUUAUAAAGGAGCACAAUAUUGCACUACAUUAUGUAAAUUACGUAGGAAGAUUCCUUUAAUCAUGGUAGGUUUUUUUAAUUGUUAUUAUUUUAAAGCUGUUGCUUAAAGGAUGGUUCCCACACUUUGUUAUUUUUAUUUGGGGGGAAGUUUUCUUUGGAUUAAAUCUGAUAUUUUCUAAUACUGAAAGUUUUUUUAAAUAUCACUGCUGGCAUAGCUUCCUGCUUUUCGACCUAGUAACUUAGUUUUUUGCCCACAUUGUAUGUGCCUUUCGUUUAUAAUUUAUUUAUCCUGUUGACUUAGUUUUUGGAAUUAGUAAAUUCAAAGGGGUGUGUGUGUUCUGUGUGCGCCUCUCUGUCACAGUGUAACAUGCACCCACGUUUGUGUUACUUCAAUUACAAAUCUUAAAUUUAAUUUUGAUUUGGGCCAGCAGAGGAAGUAUUGUCAAUAACUUUAAAAAUUAACAUAUAUGUUUGUGUUUGGAGUUUUGUUUUUAUCUAGUUCACAGCAACACAAAUUGUCUGUUUAACUUUUACUGUUAUUUUUCUCUUAAGACCCUUGUUUAUUCUGAAUGAAAUCAGUGAAUAACUUCCUAGUAUAUCUCUUACUCCUGAUGUGUAUAUAGUAAGCAUUUGCUGUAGAUUGGCUAGUAAAAUACUAAGGAUAGAUUGUUUUUAUAUGGGUUCUGUUUAAGUCUCACGUUCGUUUGCAGGGGAUUGUGUGGUCACUAUAAAUGUUUAAUGUGAUUUGGAGGAAGAGUAUGACAGAUCAAUACCUAUUGUGUUAGAAUUCUAAAGAUCCCAACUUGUAUUCGGCUGUGUAUUUCCACAGCUGUUAUGAUGGAAAAUUAAUUACCUUCUCUUAUGUCCUGUAGAAUAAUAAAGAUUACCUUUGGGAAGUAACUUUCCCACAGUUACCGUUUUUGAGCACCUAACACUUAAAAUUCUGUUUCCCUUCAUACCAUUUUGUACCAUCCUUCAUUAGAAAGGGAAUUGGAUGUUCGCCACUUAACUCACUUGCCUUUUUUAAUCAAUGUUGUUUUAAUGCACUAAUCUGAAUACUGUAAAGAAGAUUAUCUUAGUUUAUAGUUUGUAUUUUAUAAUGUUCUUAUAUAGCAGUUUGAUAGUGAAGGCAAUGUUUUACAUGGCAAGCUAUGAGACUUCAAAUGGGAACAAAUGAAAUAUUAAGUAACUAAGUAAAUUGUAUCUUUGCAACCAAAAUAAAGAUGAUUUUAAAAAGUG